UUCAUGGGUGUGGUGAUUAGCUUGCUUGGUGUAAAUUGUAGUGGUCAAAUUCGAGCAGAGUAACACUUGUUUUGUCCGCUUGAAAUCACUGAAAAAAACUUAAAAUUAACACACCUGCCUUUACGAUUCCUCUCACAGCUGUGGGCAUGGUUGUCGUGUGAAAGCGGACCGGGUGGACUUGAUCAGAAGAACAGACAGCCUGUUUCAGGUGUCAGCUGGUAGAGUGUGUGGGCACGCGUACGUGUGCAUGUCUGUGUGUGCAACUGGGUGGGUGAAUGUGAGCGCAAGUGUGUGCAUGCGUGCAGGCCCGUGUUUUCCCAGCAGGCAGUGUUUGGACUGAAGUAGUGGCCUGAAGACAUCACAGAGGGACAAUGAGUGAGCUGGAGCAGUUGCGGCAGGAAGCUGAGCAGCUACGCAAUCAGAUCCGGGAUGCCAGGAAAGCAUGCAGUGACUCCACUCUGUCACAGAUCACAGCUGGUCUGGACUCAGUGGGCCGGAUACAGAUGCGGACGCGACGCACUCUCAGGGGCCACCUGGCCAAGAUCUAUGCAAUGCACUGGGGGAGUGACUCCAGUGAUGGGAGUCCCAGGUCACUUGUCAGUGCCUCGCAAGAUGGAAAGCUUAUUAUAUGGGACAGCUACACAACAAAUAAGAUGCACGCCAUCCCACUGCGCUCUUCCUGGGUGAUGACCUGUGCGUACGCCCCCUCUGGGAACUAUGUAGCCUGCGGAGGUCUGGACAACAUCUGCUCCAUAUACAGCCUGAAGACCCGCGAGGGCAACGUGCGCGUCACCCGGGAGCUACCAGGACACACGGGUUAUUUAUCCUGCUGUCGCUUCUUGGAUGACAACCAGAUACUAACCAGCUCUGGAGACACAACCUGUGCACUGUGGGACAUCGAGACAGGCCAGCAGGCCACCAGCUUCACUGGUCACACAGGGGAUGUGAUGAGCUUGUCUCUGAGCCCGGACUUCAAGACGUUUGUGUCGGGUGCGUGUGACGCCACAUCCAAGCUGUGGGACAUCCGUGAUGGCAUGUGCAGGCAAUCGUUCACUGGCCAUGUGUCUGACAUCAAUGCUGUCACUUUCUUCCCCAAUGGGAAUGCCUUCGGCACCGGCUCCGAUGAUGCUACCUGCAGGCUCUUUGACCUGCGUGCCGACCAGGAGCUGAUGAUGUACAGCCACGACAACAUCAUCUGCGGCAUAACCUCGGUUGCGUUCUCUAAGAGCGGCCGCCUGCUCUUAGCUGGCUAUGACGACUUCAACUGCAAUGUGUGGGACACUCUAAAAGGCGAGCGUGCAGGUGUGCUAGCAGGCCAUGACAACAGAGUCAGCUGUUUAGGAGUAACGUCGGACGGCAUGGCCGUGGCCACCGGCUCCUGGGACAGUUUCCUCCGGAUCUGGAAUUAAGAA
Messenger RNA from Salarias fasciatus (jewelled blenny), 1412 nucleotides. Its product is annotated as guanine nucleotide-binding protein subunit beta-4. The record is from RefSeq and is a predicted model, not a curated record. The transcript has 11 exons. NCBI's taxonomy places the organism in Eukaryota, Metazoa, Chordata, Actinopteri, Blenniiformes, Blenniidae. Gene Ontology annotation, biological process: signal transduction. Gene Ontology annotation, molecular function: protein binding. The coding region runs from base 372 to 1409 and encodes 345 amino acids.